UCGUGGGUUCCAACCUAAUUCUCGGAUUUUUUGGGCGGCGGCGUCCAUGGACGAUGCGGCGGCUUCCCUAUCCAAGAAGCGGAGGCGGGACGAUCCGCAAUCUCCGGCGAGCAGGGACGUCAGCGGCGGCGAUGGUGCGAGCCUCGACCUCAUCAGCCGCCUCCCUGACGAGAUCCUCGGCACCAUCAUCUCUCUCUUGCCUACAAAGGACGCUGCGCGGACAACCGCUCUCUCUUCCCGGUGGCGCUACCUCUGGCGCUCCGCCCCGCUUAACCUGGCGGUCGACUACCUGGGGCACCAACCUGUUUACCGCCAGGUGAGCGAGCGCAUCGCCGUCAUCGUCUCCAAGAUCCUCGCCGUGCACACCGGCCCCGCUCGCCGCCUCUCCUUCGGUGACCGCCACGGCACCCGCCCCAGCCGUGACCUCUGCGCCAAGUUCGCCGGCUGGUUCUGGUCCCCCGCCCUCGAUGGCCUCGAGGAGCUUGAUUUCUACUUGGGCGACAAUCCGUGGUGGACGCUGCCGCCGUCCGUGCUCCGCUUCACGCCCACACUGCGCGUCGUCAGACUGCGCGGCUGUGAUUUCCACGAGAUUAAAGCUACCCCCGCACUUCAUCUCCCUCGGCUGAAGGAGCUCAAGCUCUGUGGUGUCGCUAUCUCGGAGGCGACCCUCCACUGCCUGCUCGCUGCCUGCACUGCGCUAGAGAGCCUUCAGCUUGAUAAAAUCCAGGGGCCCAGCUCCGUCCGGAUCAUCUCGUCCACUCUACGGAGUAUUGGUGUCGCUGGUUCUUACUCCAACGGUGAAGAGUCCCUUCUUCAGGAGCUUGUCAUUGAGGAUGCACCUUGCCUUGAGAGAUUGAUCACACUUGGUCCAUCUGGUGGCCCGAGGAUAGUCAGAGUCCUUGCGGCGCCGAAAUUGAUGGUGUUGGGCUGCUUGUCUAGCGAAAAUCUCAAAAAUGUGAAUGGAACAAUUGUGCGGGAAAUUAUCCCCACUAGUUUGACUGCGUCAGGACGCACAGUGAAGGUCUUGGUUCUAGAAUCUAUCGGCCCCAAUCUGGAUGUAGUUGUUGGCUUUCUUAGAUGCUUUCCCUGCUUGGAGAAGCUAUACAUCCAAUCACACCAUAGGAAGGAUAUGGAAAAUGUGUGCCAAUAUAGCACACUCGACCCCAUCGAAUGCCUCGAACUCCAUCUCAGAGCAAUAGUUUUGAACACCUAUGAAGGCAAGAGAGCAGAUGUUAACUUUGCCAAGUUCUUUGUUCUGAACGCAAAGGUGCUCAAGGUAAUGAAAUUUGGCGCCUGUGGUACCUGCAAUGAUAAAUGGGUGGCUAAUCAGCGCAGGCGGCUACAACUGGAUAUCAGUGCUUCCAAAGCUGCAGAAUUUUAUUUUAAAAGAGAUUUUGAUAUCCCCAGCUUUUGCGAUCACUAUCACUUUUAUGGUAUGUGGACAGUUGAUCCCUUUGGUAGCUCGUAGUGCAAAUGUUGUUAUCUGGUAUGACGCCCUUUCAGUGGAGUCUCUUGCAAAAAACAGUAGCCUGAAGUAUGCUGAAAUUUAG
Molecule: messenger RNA, 1550 nt
Organism: Triticum aestivum (bread wheat)
Lineage: Eukaryota; Viridiplantae; Streptophyta; Magnoliopsida; Poales; Poaceae
Product: putative F-box/FBD/LRR-repeat protein At5g44950
Exons: 3
Coding region: 47-1468 (473 amino acids)
Molecular function (GO): protein binding
Source: RefSeq, a predicted model, not a curated record